This is a messenger RNA of Daktulosphaira vitifoliae (grape phylloxera), 2401 nucleotides long. Its product is annotated as forkhead box protein D1-like. The coding region runs from base 501 to 1802 and encodes 433 amino acids. Gene Ontology annotation, molecular function: RNA polymerase II cis-regulatory region sequence-specific DNA binding; DNA-binding transcription factor activity, RNA polymerase II-specific. The record is from RefSeq and is a predicted model, not a curated record. The transcript has 2 exons. Gene Ontology annotation, biological process: anatomical structure morphogenesis; regulation of transcription by RNA polymerase II; cell differentiation. Lineage: Eukaryota; Metazoa; Arthropoda; Insecta; Hemiptera; Phylloxeridae.
CUAUGGCGGAUACGGUAAAUAACGGUACAAAGAAUUGAGAGAUAGAAGAGAAAAUGGGGGCGCGGCAACGGCGACCGAACUGUCCGCAUUGAGGUUGAAACGGUUAGUUAGCACAAUCGUAGUGCCGUCUAUAGGUAUACACUAUUAGGCUCGGACACGAGGGACGAGUGCCGUGCAGUGUAAGUACACAAAAGGAUCACUUACCACCGCCUUCGCUACACACGCCCAUUGCCGAGUUUGUCGCCGCCCACCUCAGACCGCGCCCAUUGUCGACUCUAUCUUACGGUCGCUGUUCUCAUUUCGGUCGUUCAGUAACCAUAUCACUCGCCGCAACGAAACGUGCCGUUUAAUUGCGUUGAACGCGUACUUGAACAUAAUACGACAGUGACUGCUCUUUACAACGCGAUAAUUUUACAUCGUUUGUCCGUUUCUAUAGUAUCGAAUCAAUAUCCUUUUACGACAUUGGUUUUAUACCGUUUUAUGUGUGAAACUGUUGUCAAAUGUGCGUGGUGACCGGAGCCGCGACCGCUAUGAUGCAGCAGGACGACGCGCAUCAUCGACAUAAUGCGUUCCUGCCUGUGUACGAUUUUAGCCGUCGAUAUCAGUCUGCUCUUCAGGAAGCAGUACACGCGGCCAGUCCACUGGAUCUCAGGGGCGGAUCGGGUUCUCUGAUGGGCGCUGCCGCUGCCGCCGCCGCAGCAGCUUUAGCACAUCAUCAACCACCAACGUCUUCUUCGUCACCACCUUGUAGCUUAGGUUCAACCGAAACAACUGAUAUCAAUGUAGACUCAGCCGACGACGACGACGACGACGACGACGACAUGUUCAACAACGCAUCGGCCACUAAUAAUAACUGCAAAGAAGAUGAUGAAAACGACGAAGACGAUUGCGGCAACAAGGAGCAGUCGUCGGGAGGUAAUGGAUCACCGGUGAAACCGCCAUAUAGUUAUAUAGCGCUAAUCACUAUGGCUAUACUUCAGUCGCCGCACAAGAAACUUACGCUAAGCGGAAUAUGUGAAUUUAUCAUGUCUCGGUUUCCGUACUACAGAGAUAAAUUCCCGGCUUGGCAAAAUUCAAUCAGGCACAACCUUUCACUCAACGACUGUUUUAUAAAAAUCCCUCGGGAACCUGGAAAUCCGGGCAAGGGCAACUACUGGACGUUAGACCCCAUGGCUGAAGAUAUGUUUGACAACGGCAGUUUCUUGAGGCGUCGCAAAAGGUAUAAACGUAUGCAGACACCGUCCGAUUUCUUUGGAAUUCGCGAUCACCACCACCAUCAUCACGGCGGUCCACCGGGCGGACCUGGGCCGCAACAUCAUUUUUCUGCUGACCCCUACUCGGUCCUCCACCAUCACCAUCAUUAUCCGUACCAUCAUUUAGGACCUCCGCCUCCUCCAUUGCCUCCUGCGGUUCCACUGCCGUUGCCUCCUUCUGAACUAGCUCGUAUCACUUUUGGACUGAACUUGCUCCACAACGGGCAAGUAGCUGCUGCUGCAGCCGCCGCUGCCGCCGCUGGACUUCCGCCGCCAUCGUUUAAACCCGCUGUGACAACACCGUCGUCUUAUCCCAUAACGAACGUCACUGGUCGACUUGCCGGAAAACAGCCGUCGACUGGCUUCAGUAUAGAUUCCAUAAUGGGCAAGAGAUCAGAGCCUAACAGUCCUAUUACUACACAAACGGCUGCGGAUGAUGAGCAAGCGGUAACCAUUUCCGGUACGCCAUCACCGUUAUCCACUCCUGUCACCAGGACGGGUUUCGAUUCGGCUUUCACGCCACUCCAACAGACAACUUGGGCCAGGUGAUGAUGCGGAGCCGUCGACAUCCUACACUACAUUCCCACCGAUAAAAAUUGAAAAUUGUGCAGUGACGUCCAUUUCCUAAUGAAUGUAAUGGAUUAUGCUCGUUAAUUUAAAGAAGUUAAAAAAUUGGGCAAGUGUAAAUCUAGUCUUACUGUUGAAAGUUUAAUUUUGUAAAUAUUACACAAGCGCAAUAAAAAAUGUUGUAAGUUUUUAAACCCGGCAUAAUGUUAGUGUUCAAUUGCAAACAUAAGUUUUAUUCGUUAGGAGUAAACGUUAUCUCCAGACUUUCAAUCUUAGUUGCAUAAUAUGACUAUUUUAGGUGUAAUUUACUAAUAUGAUUUUAUUAUUGUGUAAAUAGUUUAAAAUUUGUUACCAAAUACUCUAAUUAUUAUUAAUGAUAUAAUUAUACGCUAUUGUUUUUCUUAUGUAAAUACUAUUAGAUUUUUGCAAAUUGUGUAUAUACUUAACUUCUUUUUAUUGAAUAGAUGGUAAAUUAUAUUAUUUAGAAUUAUUAAUUAAAAAUAAUUUCAUAAAAUACCGUAGAUCUUUUUUUAAUAUUUCUCUACAUAAAAAUUUCAAUAAAUAGAUAUAUUGUUUUUUUU